Messenger RNA from Corticium candelabrum, 1567 nucleotides. RefSeq lists its product as uncharacterized. Gene Ontology annotation, biological process: regulation of transcription by RNA polymerase II; sex differentiation. Gene Ontology annotation, cellular component: nucleus. The transcript has 2 exons. Gene Ontology annotation, molecular function: DNA-binding transcription factor activity, RNA polymerase II-specific; RNA polymerase II cis-regulatory region sequence-specific DNA binding. The coding region runs from base 70 to 1050 and encodes 326 amino acids. NCBI's taxonomy places the organism in Eukaryota, Metazoa, Porifera, Homoscleromorpha, Homosclerophorida, Plakinidae. The record is from RefSeq and is a predicted model, not a curated record.
UUCAAAACGAUCCUAUUGGUCCACCGCACAUCGCAGUAACAGAUUCAAUUAUCUGUCCGUCCAUUGGCUAUGGAUGGCAUCCGACAUGCAGAGACAAGCGGACCAGCAGCUGAUCACCAAACAUUUUCCUAUAUUCCAACCUGUACGCCAAUGGCUUCUCAGCAGCCGCAGCAGCAACAGCAGCAGCAGCAGUGCACUGUCACGCAGCGUCCACCCAAAAAGCCAAUGUGUCGAAUGUGUCGCAAUCACGGCAAAAUCCGUCCGACGCGAGGACACAAGCACGAGUGUCUGCACAGAGACUGCCGCUGCGACAAGUGCGAGCUGACGCUCCAGAAUAGAAGAACAAACGCCGUCCAAGUCGCAAACAGACGACAAGAGGCGAAAGCAAAGAGAAUAGAUGAAGUUCGUGCGGAGGCUUUCACACCACACUUAGACCCAUCCUUGCAAGUCGACUAUUCGCUAGUCGAGAAUCAUGUCGGCUCCGCCGUCGCGCAGUGGCCGCUCGUCAUUCCUCUCUUCAUGCAGCAGUACAGAUCUAAACAGCACGCGCACUCUCCAUACUACAACUACAACUACUCGGUCUCAUCUCCCUACUGCUACUGGAUGGAACCGACACAUCAUGCGACCUCGUCUGGUCACAGUGUCAGGUUCGAUCCCUAUCACAAUCGAGCCGAUUAUUUUCGUUUGACUGAAUCUGGCGUGUCAUGCCAGUUGGCACUCGCUCAACUGCAGCCCAGAGCACCGAAAUGUCAGUCCUUCGCGUCGCGGUUGAGCAAACGAAGCGAGUUUUCUGACCGGCAGGAUGUCCAUCUUGUUACUGACGUCGAUAGAACUGCACACACGAACGUGGUGCAUCCGUCUGUGGAAAGCAUCGUCGCAUCGCUCGGUUUUUGGAAUGCGACUGCAGAUGAGAGGAGCAAAUUGCAGAAAUCUGCCGUCGCAGCGGGCAACUACACGGUCGCGUCACUUCUCAAGGACGCGCGCGUCACGAGAGGAGACGGAGCGGUAGCGAUUACGUCGGGAAAAGAUAGUCUGGAAAGCCACCAGUGAGUCGGUCUUGUAGAACGGAAAGUAGGGUGUACGUAUGUCUUCACACAGCCGACAGGGUUUAGAAUACUGUAAUUCUGCAUGCUAAAUUCGACGGCUUGCAUUGGUGGAGAAACGAGCACUCGUAUACGUGAUUGUCAUUACUGCAAGCACUCGUUUAUGUUGAAGUUGUAAUUGGUAACUAGAGAUCGUUAGCAGAAACGGUCAGAAAAAUUAUAUUGUUGAUUCGUUUAAUGGAGUUAGCUAAAGAUUAUUGAUUGAGUUCUAUCUAGAGAUUGGAGCAUACAGGUCAAACUGUAUAGAGAGACCGCUAAGAGUCUUGCUACUACAGUACGUACUGACCAUAUUGGUGUGUGCACUUGCAAAGGUGCUUGGCAUUUGUGGUCCUAUGUUGCAACUUCGAGUAUUUGAUUGACAGUAUCUGUUGGUCUUGAAGACAGUGAGGUGUUGUAGGCAUUGGUGUCGUACUUGAUAGGGCACAUCUGUCAACAUUCGCGCAGUUAAGAGUUUGCACUGUAUU